Molecule: messenger RNA, 5287 nt
Organism: Armigeres subalbatus
Lineage: Eukaryota; Metazoa; Arthropoda; Insecta; Diptera; Culicidae
Product: CRISP/Allergen/PR-1-like
Exons: 7
Coding region: 574-1659 (361 amino acids)
Cellular component (GO): extracellular region
Source: RefSeq, a predicted model, not a curated record
GAGAGCACGAUCAGGCCGGUUGGUUGUCCCAUCCAACAGGUGGCAUAUUUUAUAUAAGCCAUUGCCGUUCGAUAUUUUUUCUCAUUAGACGCCGGCCUGUCUGCCUGUUAACAUUGUGCGACUCUUCGUGGUCAGGAUAAGAGCCGGACAUCUUUUCGCUUUACUGUUCGCGAUAUUUUAUUGCCAACCGCGUAACUCGUUCAGUGCAAGGAAGGUGUGCGUGUUUUGUGGUUCGAGAAGCAGAGAAAAGAAGGAGAUACAAGCCAGCAGCAAGAUCGCGAUUGAUCCUUCAGAUGCAGUGCAGCGGAUCACGGAAACCAAAUUCUUCAAAACUUUUGGGUUUAAUUGACUCUAGCUGCUGACAACCUUCCAUCACCGUACAAUUUCUCAGCCACCCUGGAACACCGCCAUCCUCCGACGACGACGACGAGGAAGAAAAAAAACAGUGAGCCGAAAGGACAAAUUCAAAACAGGCAACAGCAACAUCUGCGCCACGUGCAAUACGUGGAAGGAAAGUUUCCAAGUCAUCAAUUAGAAAGUGGAAAAGAGGAAAAUAUUAUUAAAGAACAAAAUAUGAUGGCAUCACGCAAUGAUAAGACUCGAAGCGCGCUCAGCAAUCUGGCGACGGUCAUCUUACUCUGCAACUUGCUCGGGAAAAGCGCUCAGACGUGCCUUAAUGGAGGGGUUCUGUUGAAGUCUGGCCUGGCUCCGACCGAUAAGUAUGAUAUAUUGGAGGAGCACAACAAAUUGCGCCAGGCGGUCGCACAAGGGCUCAUACCUGGACAACCGGGCGCGGAAAACAUGCUGGAAAUGCAAUGGGACGACGAGCUUGCGAGGAAAGCACAAAACUGGGCUGACCAAUGUAUAUUCAAGCACGAUCCGAAAAAGAAAUUAGGGCGCUUCACAAUGGGGCAGAACCUGGCCCUUAUCUGGAGCAGCGCUUCGCUGGAGGACGACCGAGACAGCGAUUUUCCCGGGCGCAUUCGGAAGUGGUUCGACGAGGUUAAAAAGUACUCCUUCGGAGCAAAGUUCUCGCUGGCCACCGGUCACUAUAUGCAGCUAAUAUGGGCUGACACCUACCUUGUUGGAUGCGGAUACUCGUACCAUUAUUCUGGAAACAAAUACAACAAAUUGUAUGUCUGCAACUACGGCCCAGCUGGCAACGUCCAAGGACAGGUUCCAUACAUCACCGGGCAUCCAACGUGUGAACAGCAUGGACUGCAAAAGUCCUCCUCCUAUCCAGGGCUGUGUGCUGCACCGGCAGGAGGAGUGGAUCCUUACCAUCACGACAAUGUCAUUCCUCAGAAUUACUAUUCUUAUCAAGCCUCAUCAAAUAAUCAUGAGAAUCAACACUACACCUCGGUGCCGGCUAGACCCGCCCCCAUCGCCUACACUGCCAGCCACCCCCAGCCGUACGACAAUCAUAUCCUGUACAAUCUGGUGUUUGACCAGCACAAACAACAACAACAGCAGCACCAUUAUCAACAGGCUCACAUGCAGUAUCCAUCGCAUCAGCAAACAUAUCACCACUUGCCAAGCCCGGCGUCGGUAGUCAUUGCAACGACAAAUGCCGCCGCAAAUCUUCUCAAGCCCGGAAAUAUCCUCAAGUCACCCUUUUUGUCGUACCGGUGGGAUUUGCUGUUCAAUUCCCUGCACUAGACCGAAGCUUUACGGUUCCACUUUUGGAAGGCAGAAAGUUGCUUUUUCCACCGAAAAUUGUGUGCCAAUAGAACUCAUCCUUGCUGGUAACUGUAAUGUGUGCGCGCGCGAAAGGGAAGUGAGGAGCUGGGCUUAUCACUAACCUAUCGUCUCAAGCACACAAACGGCGAUUAACCAAUGAUGGCCAAGUCGAAAAAGUAUCACGCGAGAUUGUAAUUGGAUUCAGCAAACUCGCUGCAAGCAAAUCAAAGAAACGGCAGGGUUCUAAAACAUGAAAGCAUCUAAAAGAUGAAAUUCUCAGCAGCUAGCUUGCCACUUCCGGGGAACGUGCUAGAUGCAUCAAUUGGGCACGGAACAAAAAGCUUCGUUGUACAAUGGAUGGAACAACAGAAAUUGGUCACACCCAAACAAUAACAUCCAAGCGGGAAACAAUUGUCUGCUCAAAACCUGAGUAGGCUGGGAAAAUGCAAUCACACAUGCCAUGCACUUCAUCGUGUCGCCCGACGACGAUUUAACAAAGACGAGUAAACCCAAACAAAAGAUCAACGAAGAAAUAACAAAAUCGUGGCUGGCAAGUGCUAAACCUCAUACUUAUUGCUGGGGCUGCGGCAUCGCCAGCCGUGCUUGGCUGUUCGGGAGACAAUAAAUGACGAAGCAGGGGAUUAGACACCACUUCUGGCAGCGACCAGACAUUCUGCAGAGCCCAAAGAAUAACUUUCCCUGGCGGACGGUGUAAGGGGGGUGCGUGCGGUGGCCUCCGGCAGUAGGAAAUUUCAACAGGAAAUGGCUUACUCUCCCGCACUACCUCGAUACGUCCUGUACGGGGCGGUGGGACGUGGGCAGAACUAGGGAAAUAAUAAUUAGACUGCAUACUCAACGGGCGAAAUAACUAGUGGGACAUGGAUAGGGUGGUUCAAAGAAACAUGUUUUAAACAAUUCUUCAACUUUUCAAAAGGACCUAAGUUACAUUUUUUUCAUGAAAUUAUUUGAGUACUGCAGUCAAAAGCUUUCAUAUUGGUCUGUUGAUUGCAAUAUUUGAAUUAAUUCAUGAAUAAAAUGUUACUUAGGUCCUUUUGAAAAUUGAGCGAGAAUUUCUCAAAAAUCAAACAAAGUCAAAUUUAUAAGAUUUCCAUACAGAAUCUAGUUCAAUGGUUCAAUAUCGAGUAAAAGACAUUUCACUGUAGCAAAAUUCAAUGUUGAUUACAGACUGUUCGGUUCGAAAUUCGAAGGUUGGCAGAUCUCUGAGUGCUUUGUGAUGCAGUGAAUAAAGGGUGGAUGAAUCCUUUUCAAGUGGACUACUAGAGUCUUGUGAGAUGAGCCGCGUUUGAACGAUCUCGGGCUUCGGCACAUCAUUUUUUAUCAGUCGCUUUCAGAUGUUCAUCAGCAGCAUCUUCAGCCUCUUCCGUUUACCGCUCAGCCACGAUCGGCCUCAACUGAUGCUUCCGCAUAAACAAUGUCCAUCUUAUCCGGGUUUUCGUAAGACGCUCUCGCCUUCAGAAUGGAGAUAAUGGUUUGAAUGCCAGAUCGACUAUUACCGGAGAAUACGAAGUGUCCCACGAUGUCCGAUGUUCUUCGCUCCGGAGUUUUGUUUCAUCCUAACUGACGGCGAUGGUGUCGCUUAUAACACUAUCAAAUCCGUUCAAAGAAUUUUCAAUCCACAACGUCUGGCAAAAAGCUGACUUAUCAAUUAACUGUUGAUCAUAUGGCCUUACUUCAUCAUACUUUCGUUAGCAGUUUUCUUUCACCGCAUCAUGUCAUAAGCAAGUAAUUCAUCAACUUCUAAAUGUUUAGUAUGGAUUGUCUUGCUUCUGGUGACCUUCUUUGCUCUACCAGGACGACGACUUCUAUCCGAAGCUUCCAUCGUGGUUCUUACUUGCUCGGGACGUUACCGAUGUUCUUUGUGAAUCCUGGGCUUUCCUUGCGGUCGUUGGAAGGCUUUAUUUAUUAUGACAGUCAUUGCUUUGUUCGAGACUUCUAUCAUCGCCAACCCGAGGUGUCAUUGAUGCCUUUCACUUAUUAAAGUCUACACAUCACGCCAGGUGCUCGAACACCUCUCGCAAGCUUUGUUUUUUUUCUAACUCAAUGUUUGGUGAUCUUAAGUUUCAUAUCCCAAUAUUCCAGUUUCGAUAUAACUCCAUCAUUACUUACUAUUCAGGAUACUGAUGAGCACCUUUAUCCACGUUAUAUCCUUUUAGUUGAUGAAAGACAUAUAAGAAUAGACGUAAUUUCAAAUCUUCCCAGUUUUUCAAGUAACACCAGGAUUUUUUUUCUUUUAUUUCAAUUUGUUUUCGUUUAUCCACUAAAGUAAAGCUUUCAAUGUGAACCACCCAACCGUAUAACUAAACGAGGUAACCUCAAACCACAUCCCUAAAACUGUCCGGCGAUGUUCAGCCGCAAGCAUCCUGGCGAGCAUAACUUGACUCUGUUUCCGACACCACUUGAUGGACAAGAGUGCAAUUAACGAUCGGUGCAGUCUCGGUGGGAAAAAAGAACUUUAAGCCAGAUUAGAUGGGACAACGAGAGAGCGAGAAGUGAAAUUACCAAAACCUUGUACAAAUCACUUUAGAUUUUAGCAUAUAAGAAAACUUUGGAAUAAUUUGCUCUACCGCCAGGGGAGGCAGUCCAGUCUGGCCGAAGAACAUCUGCCAGCAAAUUGGAAACCCUCUUGGUGGAACGUGCAAGUGCAUAUAGUUAGAGCAGACACGGUAAAGCUAAGGGCGUUAAUUUAUUUAUUACUCACUCAGAAGAGCACAGCGAACAAAGAGCAUCUCUAAUCCUUGCCUGGAAAAUCUCCGGCAGGGGAUCGGCACAGACAAACAAGCGAACAAAUUUCAAGAUAAAAAAAAAUCUGUGAAAAAUGCUAGUGUGAAAUUUCAAACAGUGAAGAAUACGAAACGUAACCACGAGUUAACUAAAUUAAAAUCAACCGUUUGAUGCCUUUUUGUCUGUGGUAUCGAUAUGCCCUGCCAGGGCAUACACUAAGAUGAAUCAAUCGUUGAAUAGAUGUUCGGCUAGAGUAGAGUGGGGAUUUGAAUAGGACGCAUGUAUGCAGGGAAAACAGUAAGUCUGUCUGGUAGAAGAUAAUCAUCAACUUUCAUACGCUAUGGCUUUAUGUGAACAAUAAGGAUAGGACAAACAUUGAACGGCCAUUAUAUGAUUCACCUGGUUCUUUCAUGUCGCAGGUCUAAUAAGAGUGAAAGGUAGCAUUCAGGAAUGCUGCUUGAUAUGAAAAGAGCGCAAAUAUGCCGGAACAGUUUGCAAUUAUCAACAACGGUAGGUAUAGGUUGCAUAAAAAUCACAUAACGACUUGGAAAGAAGGUGAUUAUAUUGACAGUCUCAUGGCAUGGGUCGUGCAGAUGAAAAUCGAGAAAAUAUUGAUGGACUACACGGUCAUUGUAAUAUACUACGUUAGAAAUACAGUUAAUAGAUGUUUCACUGAGUGUGAAUAAUACGUUUACUUCGUAGAACUGAUAUGUAUCAUAUUUGAGUAUAAAAUAAUCCUUAGUUAAUAAAGAUAACCUUUGUUAAAGUUAGGAAUGAAGAAGGCUUUAAUGUACUGACCACGAUUUCAGCACAAACUGGAAAAUUUUAUUAUGUAUAUUACAUGAAAUAAUAAAUACUAUGCGAA